GUGUGUGUGUGUGUGUGUGUGUGUGUGUGUGUGCUGCGAGCCCUGUGAUUGGCUGAGCCCGGCUAGAUGCACCAACAGUGGAAAGAAGCCGGAGCAGAGAGGAGGAGGCUGCAGAGAGCCGAGCAUACAAAGAGCAUGUGAGCCACUGUGUGUGUGUGUGUGUGUGUGUGUUACAGGCAAGCUUAAUGUGUGUGUGACAUCCAGAGGUGUGUGUGUGUGUGUGCAGGAGGCGAGCGAGCGAGGCAGCGAGGAGGAAACCUGAUCUCUCUCUCUCUCUCUCUCUCUGUGGAAUAACGCUUUCCGUUAGUGCUCGCUGUUAUUAGCCUCGCUGUAAGCUUCUAGCUCGGCCCGGCCUGGCUCGGCUCAGCCCAGCCCGGCCCGGACCCAGUGGUGUUGUGGUGCUGGAGGUGCUGGUGCUGGUGAUGGAGCGGUUCCUGGCCCUGCUGCGCCUGCUGGGCAGGAGGAGGCGAGGGAGGAGGUACCGGGCGGAUGACGAUUACCAGGAAGGCUACGAAGACGUUUACUACUACACCAGCAAGUACAACACACACCUACUGAAUGAGGGGCCGUACACCAAACACUCUGCCGGGUCGCGACCUCCAGAUGGAGCGCUGGCCAUCAGGAGGCAGAGUAUACCAGACGAGUUUCGGGGCUGCUCGGUGGUGGAGCUGAUGAAGAAGGAGGGCACGACGCUCGGACUGACGGUUUCAGGCGGCAUCGACAAAGACGGGAAACCCCGGGUUUCAAACCUGCGACAGGGAGGCAUCGCUGCCAGGAGCGACCAGCUCAACGUGGGCGACUACAUCCGAGCUGUGAACGGCAUCAACCUGGCCAAGUUCAGACACGAUGAGAUCAUCAGUCUGCUGAAGAACGUCGGCGAGCGAGUCGUCCUCGAGGUCGAGUACGAGCUGCCGCCCGUCUCCGUGCAGGGGUCAGGGGUCAUGUUCAAGAACCUCGAAGUCACGCUUCACAAAGAAGGAAACAGUUUCGGCUUCGUCAUCAGAGGCGGAGCUCAUGAAGACAGGAACAAGUCUCGCCCUAUCGUCAUAACAACCAUCAGGCCAGGCGGUCCGGCUGACAGGGAAGGAACGGUCAAACCGGGCGAUCGGUUGCUAAGCAUCGAUGGGAUUCGUCUCCAUGGCAGCACGCUAUCGGAGGCCAUGAGCAUCCUGAAGCAGUGCGGACAGGAAGCCACGCUGCUGAUCGAGUACGACGUCUCAGUGAUGGAUUCUGUUGCCACGGCGUCAGGCCCGCUGCUGGUGGAGGUUGCCAAGGCGACGGGCUCCAGCCUGGGCGUGGCUCUGUCCACCUCCAUGUUCUGCAGCAAGCAGGUCAUCAUCAUCGACAAGGUCAAACCAGCCAGCAUAGCAGACAGGUGUGGCGCUCUCCAUGCAGGCGAUCACAUCCUGUCCGUUGAUGGGAAGUCGAUGGAGUUUUGUUCUCUGGCUGAAGCCACUCAGCUGCUCUCUGCCUCCUGUCAGACGGUCCGCAUGGAGAUCCUGCCACAGCACCAGGCCCGACCGGCCCUGAACGCACCACAGCACGUCAAGGUGCAGCGUAGUCCCCGCCCCCUCCCCUGGGAGACAGGAAACUCCGCCCCCGUCCUCCCUCCUUACCACUACAACACGUACCACCCCGACCAAUCAGCUGCCAGAUCGCACAACCGCCAUACAAACAACCCUCCGCUCAGUCACUCGUUCUCUCCAGGCUCCAUGUCGGCGUAUAGUCUCUCGUCCCUCAACAUGAGCACUCUGCCCAGGAACAUGUAUCCCACGAGUCCACGGGGGACGCUGAUGAGGAGGAAGGCCAAGAAGAAAGACUUCAAGAGCUCCUUGUCUCUGGCGUCCAGCACCGUCGGCCUUGCCGGUCAGGUCGUCCACACGGAGACCACCGAGGUGACGUUGCUAGGCGACGGCAUUAUGGGGUUCGGCCUGCAGCUGCAGGGCGGAGUCUUCGCCACGGAAACGCUGUCCUCGCCGCCGCUCAUCGCUUACAUCGACCCCGACAGCCCGGCUGAGAGGUGUGGCAUCCUGCAGAUCGGCGACAGGAUUUUGUCCAUAAAUGGAGUUCCUACUGAAGACUCGACACUGGAAGAAACCAAUCAGCUGCUCAGAGACUCGUCCAUCACCGCUCAGCUCACGCUGGAGAUCGAGUUUGACGUGGCCGAGUCGGUCAUCCCGAGUUCAGGGACGUUUCACGUGAAGCUGCCGAAGAAACCCGGAGUGGAGCUGGGGAUCACCAUCAGCUCUCCGUCCAACAGGAAACCAGGAGAUCCUCUGAUCAUCUCUGACAUCAAGAAAGGCAGCGUGGCACACAGGACGGGAACGUUGGAGUUGGGAGACAAGCUGCUCGCCAUCGAUAACAUCCGGGUGGAGAACUGCUCGAUGGAGGAAGCUGUCCAGAUCCUGCAGCAGUGUGAAGAACUCGUCAAGCUGAAGAUCCGAAAAGACGAAGACAACUCAGACGAGCAGGAAGUGUCGGGCAGCAUCAUCUACACGGUGGAGCUGCAGAGGUACGGAGGCCCGCUGGGAAUCACCAUCUCCGGCACCGAGGAGCCGUUUGACCCGAUCAUCAUCUCCUCGCUGAGCAAAGGAGGGCUGGCCGAGAGGACCGGUGCGAUCCACGUGGGUGAUCGUAUUCUUGCGAUCAACAGCAGCAGCCUGAAGGGGAAACCUCUGAGCGAAGCCAUCAGUCUGCUGCAGCAGGCCGGAGAGACGGUGACGCUGAAGAUCAAGAAGCAGGGAGAGUUGUCGAGCCCAAAGUCCUGUGUGAUUGGUCCAGGCCUGGGGCCGGGGGCGGGGCUUGUUCAGGAGCACCAGGAUGGAGAGGAGGAGCCUGUUGUCAUGGUCGCGCCUCUGUCCAGAGAGCAGAGAGCGUUCAGCACGCUGCCGUCAGUCGACAGCGCCGUGGAGUCGUGGGACGGAUCCAACAUGGACAGCAGCUUCACCACGCCGGCUCCACCAUUUCAGUCGUCCACGUACAGUUUCCACGAGUGGCGCAACGCCAAGACGGCCAACAGCCAAUCAUCUUCCUCCACUCGCCAGAGAGCCAAUCCGCUGUCAGAUCUGGGUCUGAGUGAUGACGAAUGGGACCGCCCACCACUCGGAGGAGGCUGUAAUCUGCCCAGCGGUCUAAUCACUGACAGCAGGUUCACUGUGGGGCACGACGGGACAGAACCGGACCAGGAGGAGAACUUCUGGUCUCAGGCUCUGGAGGAUCUGGAGACCUGCGGGCAGAGUGGCAUCCUGAGAGAGCUGGAGGAGUCUGGAAAGGAAACGCACCUCCUCACUCUGGCAACCAUCAUGUCAGGCUCCAGCCUCAGCCUGAACCAUGACCCCACCCCCCUGCGCAGCACAUUGGGCCGCCAGGCGAGCUUCCAGGAGCGCAGCAACUCCAGACCACAGGUGACGGCUCGGUCCAACACCUUGCCCUCUGACCCGCAGCGUCGAGCAUUUGCCAUGAGGAAGAUGAGGCAGGAAGUCAAUGAGAUCCUAAACCAGAACCCUGUGGAACUCCACAAGCUGAAUCUGGAGAAGGCUUCAGAUCUGGAGGAUUUUGGUUUCAGCGUUUCUGACGGUUUGUUGGACCGUGGCGUCUACGUGAGCAACAUCCGACCAGGAGGCCCGGCAGAGCGGGGCGGCCUCCGAGCCUAUGACCGAAUACUACAGAUCAACCACGUGCGGACCCGGGACUUUGACUGCUGCCUCGUCGUCCCACUGAUCGCAGAGUCUCCAAACCAUCUGGAGCUCGUCAUCAGCCGUAACCCCACCUCCUCCUCCACGUCCCUGCUGGCCAAUCACACCGAUGGCAUCACCAACAGCAGCCACUCCUCGCAGCCGGUCAGCAGCGAGCUGGGACCGUCGGAUCAAGUAGAGGAUGGCGGUCCGAUCAAGUGGACCCAACCGGGAGACGGGCUGAUGGCGGGGCUCGGGGUUGGGCUUGGAGUGGGGCAGGUGAAUAAUAAGUCCUUAUAGCAGACAAAAACUGGAUGAAACUGGAUUAAACCAGUUGUAACCAGACUGGAAUGGAGAGGUCAACAAGUAGAACAAUACAACAAAGUUGAAUUAAACUGGUUUAGACUCGUCCAAACUGGUUCAGAGUGGACCCCUCAUGGUGCUACACACCCUCUGGAUGAACUUUGACCCUUGACCACUAAAGUUUGACCUUUGAACUGCUGACGCAGCCUGAAAGCACACUGAUGGACUGGAGCAACUCCUCACCCUUUUCACCUGAACCAGUUCUGUCACUGGAACCAGAACUAUGACUACUGAUCCAACUGGAACCACUGGAGCUACCGACUGGCCCAAGAUGGAUGGGUACAGAUUCUGUUAGCCUAGAGCCAUGGCUACUAAUUCUACUUAAAUCAGAGCCAUUGCCAGGUCUUACUUGUCCAAGAUGUAUGGGCUCUGGUCUUAAAGGUUACAGAACCAUGUCCCCACUGAAGCCACAGCUAAUGGUCUUACUGGUCCAAGAUACAUGGGCUCUAGUCUUAGUGGUGACAGAACCAUGGGUACUGGUCCAACUGAUGCCAGAGCCACAGCCAGUGGUCUACGACAUGGUCUUAACGGUCACAGAAUCAUGGGUAUCAAGCCAGAGCCAUGACCACUGCUUCUAUGAGUCCAGAGCUGUGGCGCCUGGUCCUGAUCUGGUCUUACCAGAACCGGAACCACCAUGGCUUCUGGUUGUACAGGUCAAGAACCACAGCAGCACAAAGACUGAUGGGACUUCAGAAUCCAGAACCUGCUGAUAGACAGACAGAUUGCCAAGGAGACUAGGGAUGCUCCGAUCGGGCUGAUCACAUUGGGAUUGUCCAAAAUCUGAAACCCUUUUAAAGAAACCCACAACUGUGAUUUAUGUCAAAGACUCAACCUCACAUCAGGUUUUUAGAUAGUGAAGUACGGGGUAUGCUUGAAACAAGUACGGAUCCCAGCAGGGUUAUGGGUAGAAGUACCCAGAAGGUUGGGUUAGGGUACGUUUGGGUUCAGGCAGAUUGAAGAAGGUUGUGGUCAAGUGCGAGUCUUGAGAUGGUAAAGUUUGAGUAUAACAAGGUUGUUAGGACACGGUGGGGGUUAGGCGAAGGUUCGUGGUAGGUUGGGAUAAUCUAGAAGGACGGGAUCUGUACGACCUCAACGAGAUGCAGCUGCUCGAGUCUAAUCCUGAAGGUUAACAAAGCUCUGAGACAUCUAGAAUUUAUAUAUAUAUAUAUAUAUAAUUAGCUAUAUCUAUUAGCUUGUAGCAUGCUACCAGAGUAGCACCCCAAAGACACUUUAUCUAGAGUCCGACCAAGGAGUUCGUGCUUGUAGUAGGUGGACGGUACCAAUAUGUUCGUCAGAGCUUGUCUUGAUGGUGACAAGAAUAACUUUCAGAAUCAGCCUUUGUAGAGAUUGACAUGAAAUUAGCGAGAACGAACCCCCCAGAUGUUUAACGCCCUGAAGGUUCAGAUCUUUUCAGAAAGGAAACCCCCAAAGAUUUAGAAGGUUUAACCUCCCGUAAAUUUCCUGUACAGCUGCAAAUUUAACUAAAUCAUGUGACCCAUGAAGGUACCCAAAGGCAGCGUGGUUAAGGUUUAGAUUGGACGAACAGAACUGGUGAGGUUCUCCCUCUGGCGGAGCUCAGAAAGGUUCAUCCAAGUAUGUGUGGUGACUAUAAGGGCUGGGUAUCGAACCUUAAUAUUGUUUUGGUACCGACCAAAAUGUCUGUGUAGCACAAAAACUAUCAAGCACCAGAAGUUGGCGUCAAACGACGGCGACAGUGGUGGAAAACGGGCGUCCGCGAUGGAUCAGCUGAUUCUGAUCGGAGCAUCCCUGAUUAAACGAGGCGUAACGAGGAUUCACUGUUAAGAUUUGAGUUCUGUGCCAUUGACGAGCUGCAGACUGGAAGAGUAAUAAUAAUCAUGUGAUGAUGAUGAUGAUGAUGAUGACGACGACACUGAGCAGUUCAAUAAGAAUCUUUUUCUACUGUUUACAUCUGUUGGACUGGCCACACUGUGUGUAUGUAUGUGCGCGUGUCUGUUUGUAUGUUACGUGUGCGUGUGUUAAACACAAGGCCAGUUAAAGCCCCGCCCAUCUCCAAAACUCCUCGUCUUGGCUUAGCCCCGCCCCCCCUCACCACCACCACCUUCUUCCCUCUCGACCAAUAGGCAGCCAAGAUAGAUGACCUUGUCAGACGGCAGCAGUUCUGAAAGAUUCAGCUGAUUGGCUGGAACCAAUCAGAAAAAAGAAAAAAAAAACUUCUCUGCCUGUCUGUGAUUGGUUCUCCUCGACCCGACCAAUCAGCUCCCAGGAAGAAGCCAAGCAUGCCCCCGCCCUGACCCCGCCCCUCCCAGUGACAGUGAUCUAUUAUGCUAAUCGAUCGGUGUGUUUUUUGAUUGACUGUUGUCGGUUUUCUCUGUUUGUUUGUUUGUUUGUUUGUUCGUUUCCAUGGCGACCGAACCCGAAAAAAAUAUGUAAAAUAGAGAAGAAGAAAAAAAAAAAGUUUCGGUGACGUCGCCGUUCACGUCGAGAAAAGAAAAAAAAA
Larimichthys crocea (large yellow croaker) is the source of this 6516-nucleotide messenger RNA. RefSeq names its product glutamate receptor interacting protein 1 (gene grip1). The record is from RefSeq and is a predicted model, not a curated record. NCBI's taxonomy places the organism in Eukaryota, Metazoa, Chordata, Actinopteri, Sciaenidae. Gene Ontology annotation, biological process: neurotransmitter receptor transport, endosome to postsynaptic membrane. Bases 423 to 3974 code for a protein of 1183 amino acids. Gene Ontology annotation, molecular function: protein binding. The transcript is spliced from 27 exons.